This is a messenger RNA of Paraglomus occultum, 576 nucleotides long. The record is from the annotation of a GenBank genome assembly. Lineage: Eukaryota; Fungi; Glomeromycota; Glomeromycetes; Paraglomerales; Paraglomeraceae.
AUAUUCCUAUCAGAUUAGACGUUAUGCUUGUUGACGAUAGGAUGCAAGAAGAGAAAAAAAUACAAACUAUUGACGAUUUACUACCUCCGAACGAAAAGGUAGAUAAAGCAAAGAAUAUGCUGAAACUGUAUGAGGAAGAGCGUAAAAUUCAAGAAACCAAUUCGGUCACUGUAAAAGCGGAGCAUACGUUAAUAAAUGAAACAAACAUUAUCACCAACUUAAUUUUCUCAGACGACGACGACACCGAUCGUUUAUUCCUCAGCUCAAUGUUGAGUCACGACAAUAAUUCAAGUUAUUGGAAAGUUGAGGUUGAAAAUAGGGUGCAAGAAUUGGAUACGAAAUUAAAAAAGAUUGAACGAAAGUUGGACGACAUGAGGUUGCGAGAUCAAAGGCUGCUGAGUGAAGCGGAAAAAAUGUCUGCGCAGAUUGACGAAAUAUUGGCUGCUAGCCAUGUCGAUCGUGAUAAUCAGGACCACCUUUAUACUUUGAAGGUUCUCGAGGAUGAAAUACAACUUUUGAAUUCCAAGUCAAUAUUAUGGGACAUAUUCUAUAUAAUGUUGUCGUAUGUACUAGCGG